UGAACCUUGAGAUAAGAACGACCCUGUGACAGUUAUACAUGCGUAGUUUUGCUUGGUUGUGGCUUGCAUCCAAUUUGAGCUGAGUCUUUCCCAGUAACAGCUCUCGGAAAGCUGCGCAGAAUGGCCAUUGAUUUUCGCAGUCUUCACAUAGCGGGGUCCCUGCUCUUUAUUAUGGGCUUUCUCUGGAGAGGAGCUGAGGGCGGGAAUCUUUUAGUGGUACCUUUGGAUGGAAGUCACUGGUUAAACCUGAAGAUUCUUAUGGAUGAGCUUGGGAAAAGAGGCCACAACGUGGUCGUGGUUGUGCCCGAAGUGAACGUGAAGAUGGGCCCGUCUUCCCACUACACCACAAAGAUUUACCCUGUUCCCUACGGCAGUGAAGAAUUGAACAGCAUUAUACCAAAGAUUGUACCCAACACAUCGUUGUUCCAAAAAGCCGCCCGUGUUUUAAAACAGACGGCUGUACUUCGCGAUUUAUCCCUGACCAGUUGUGAGAGUUUGCUGUACAACACGGAGCUGAUGCAGGAGCUGGCCGAGGGAAAAUUCGACGCUCUGCUGACCGACCCCUUCUUCCCCUGCGGUGCGAUCGUUGCCGAGUACCUUUCGCUCCCCGUCGUGAACUGGCUGCGAGGACUACCUUGCGGCUUGGAUCAUUUAGCCACGCAGUGUCCCAGACCGCUCUCGUACGUGCCCAGAUUUUUCACCCAGAACACAGAUCGAAUGACCUUUCUCCAAAGGGUGAAAAACCUCCUGGUCGAUCUCUUGGAGCCGUGGCUAUGCCAUUUUAUAUAUUCAUCGUUCGAAGAUUUGGCCAGUAAGUUCCUCCAGAAAGAUGUAACCCUGGUCCAGCUACUGGGCCGGUCUUCCAUCUGGCUAAUGCGAUAUGACUUUAUCCUGGAGUACCCCAGACCCCUGAUGCCGAACAUGAUCCUUGUUGGAGGCAUCACCUGCACGGAGAGGGAGCCGUUGCCUCGGGAGCUGGAAGAAUUUGUAAAUAGUUCUGGAGAGCAUGGGGUUGUGAUAUUUACCCUUGGUUCAAUGGUAUCAAAAAUUCCUCUUGAAAUAGCCAAUCGCAUUGCAAGCGCAUUUGGGCAAAUCCCUCAGAAGGUCCUGUGGAGAUAUACUGGAGAGGUGCCCACUACACUGUCACCAAAUACAAAGCUAGUAAAAUGGUUACCACAGAAUGACUUACUUGGACAUCCUAAAACACGAGCCUUCAUCACCCACGGAGGGGCCAAUAGUAUCUAUGAGGCCAUCUGCAGUGGUGUGCCAUCUGUUAUGCUACCACUGUUUGGCGAUCAGGGAUAUAAUGUACAACGCAUGGUCAAUCAUGGUGCUGGUAUCCAGCUGGAUAUAGAAGAGAUGAGCUCUCACGAUCUAGUAAAUGCUUUAAAUACAAUUAUCAAUGAUACGAGGUACAAAGAAACCAUGACGACAUUAUCUGCAUUGCACAGCGAUCGGAUAUUUGAGCCGAUCAACCUCUCAGUCCAUUGGGUGGAAUUUGUGAUGAAUCACGAAGGGGCAGAACUCUUACGUCCUGCAGCACACGACCUUAACUGGAUCCAGUACCACUGUCUAGAUGUCAUUGGUGUGCUGCUUGUCUCUUUGGUGGCUUUCAUAUACUUAAUAUUUAAAUGUUGCUCAUUAUGCUGCAAGAGGUACUUGUGUGGAGACAAGAAAUCGAGGAAGGGAAAAUCAGAGUGAGGUAGACAAUAAUCAUUUUUUAAGUAUUUGAAGAUUUAGUUUGCCUUUAUUGUUGGUUAACAGGUAACUCAGUCCAUGAGAAAAAGAGUCUGCUUAUUCCACCCAGUUCAUUAAUGAUGGGUAUUGAUAUGUUUGGAUGUGGGGGUGGGGGGGGGGAAAUAGAAGAUGCAUGGGGAAAGAAAUUGCCAGGGUGGUGUUAGGAGUGGUGACUGAGGGAAGCUGUUUCAAUGAUCAAGAUUCUCUUUGUUCUUUUUGGAUUUUAUAAUUUCCGUUUGACCUCGCUACUAUGGGAAUGAGCUGGAUGAAUUAAAGGAUACGGAUUUUUUUUUUCGUGAUUGUUAAUUUUUGACAUUAUAUAUUUCAUGAGUUGAUGCAUUAAAAGAAUUUGGAUUAACAGUAACAGGUUUACUGAAAUUUGUCUAAGAAUGAGCAAAUCCUCAUUUUAAAAUAUGUUGCAUUUGACUUUCAUAAGAUUUUGUUCUGACUAGAUUUCUUAUCUGCACUUGGAAAUGAAUUAUACCAUACACCAUGAUUCUUUUAACUUGCAUAUGAGAUGUAUUUUCAAAGUUAUUUUGAUUAUAUAUUUUAAUGAAUUUUGUGCAUAAAUCACAAAUGAGUGUCUGUGGUACUGUGAAAAUAAGGCAGUUCCAUUGUGCUAUGCUUAUAAAAAAAAACGUAGGUAAUAGGAAUCCCUUAUAAAGAAAUGAAGGCCAUAGUGUCAAAAGAGGAUGAAAGAAACACGGAGUCAAGGCAUCCCAAAACAUACAACCUGUGGAAAGAUCUGGUAUAUAGAAAUAUGGAUAUUUUAGAUGUACAGUAAACAGAACUUUAAUAGGAAGUAUCAGAAAAUGUGUCAUUAUUUCAUGUUGAUGUUUUUAUGAUCAGGUCAAAAGUUAAAAAUGGUAGGUUAAAUUACUUAAAAACAAAUGGAUUACCACCUGUUAGCUUACCAGUUGGAAGCUGCCAACCAGUCACAAUUAAAAAUACAUCUGUAAGUUAGAAUAACUUCCGAGGAACUUCACAAAAAUGGAAAAAGGAAGGGCAAUCAUGAUUGCACUGGGACAACUGAGGACAAGAUGUUCAGCAGUAGGCAAGUUGAUUCAGCAUGGAAGUAGAUCAACAUGACUGACUCUUUGUCCAUUUUAACAUGGGUAUAUUUCCCAUGAGUACAAAGGCUUUUCUCUAAUUGCUCAAUACAGGCAGUCAUCUGCUGAGGAAAGUCAAUCAGUGUGUACUACAUGGACUGUUGGAAGAGGUAUUGUCACAUGUUCCAAGAUAUAUUGUAAAGCUUAUCUUGUAUGCUGUUCAUGCAGAUCAAAUCAUUACAUGAUGUACAAGCUAGAAUAAGGUAAACAAUAACAAUGCAAAAUAAAGUGUAAAGGUUAUUGAAAAAGUGCAGUGCCGGUAAGUGAUGAAGUGCAACAGCCAAAAGGCCAUCGCAUUGUACAAGAGGUCCAUUGAAGGUCACUAACAGUGGAAUAGAAGCUGCCUGCUGGCGCCAAUGAUUCUGCUCUCAGUGUCAUGUCAAGGCUCGGAAUUUGGUGACCACCAAAGGACCGUUAUCCAACCAAUUUCUUUCUUUUUAAAUCUUUUUAUUAAAUUAGUACACAAAAAGUAAACCAUGUAGACACUAAUACACUGUUGCAAUAUAAAUUUGCAAGAGAUAUUAAUACACAAAAAAAAGUUAGUACAAACAGUGCAGUUUAGAUAUAAAAUAACAAGGUAAUAUAGUAGUAUACUAAUUUUCCAUACAUAUCAGUAAAGAGAAGAAAAAAACCAAAAAAAAACCCACCGUGCAACUAAUCUAAAAAGCAAAGCAAAGCAAUGGGUUAACUAGGUAACAAGUAGACUUAAACAACUUAAAACAAUCACGUUCUCAAACCCGACCUCCAUUAAAAACAGUUUUAAAAAAAAGCAAGAGGGGAAUGUAAAUAUGGACAAAGAGAAAAAAAAAUUACAUUAAAUGAAAAUGUUGAAUGAAAGGUCUCCAAGUCUGUUCAAAUUUAACUGAGGUAUCAUAAAGAUUACUUCUAAUUUUCUCCAAAUUUAAACAUAGUAUCGUCUGAGAAAACCAAAAGAACGUAGUUGGGGCAUUAAUCUCCUUCCAAUGUUGUAAAAUACAUCUUUUCCCUAUUAAAGUAAGAAAUGCAAUCAUUCUACGGGCUGAAGGGGAAAGAUUACUGGAAAUUUUAGGUAAUUCAAAGAUAGCAGUAAUAGGAUGGGGAGAAGUAUCUAUACUCAAUACCUUUGAAAUAAUAUUAAAAAUGUCUUUCCAAAAAGUUUCCAAAGUAGGACAGGACCAAAACAUAUGAGUUAAGGAGGCUAUCUCCCCAUGACAUCUGUAUCCAACCAAGUUCUGAUAUGAAGUUACAGUAACAAUUAGGAAGGGAACUGUCUUUACUCAGAUUAAAUGAUCCAGCCCAUUAUUUAUAACUGAAGGAUUGUGCUGCAGGGUGUCCUCCACCUCCCUACCACCUCACAAUCUCCUACAGUUAAAUAGUUUGGUUUUAUUCACUAUUUGACGUUCUACACGAGGCAGUCAUUUGUAUGAAGCAAAUGGAAUAAAACCUUUAUGCUUAGGGGAAACACACCUGUGACUAUUGAUAAGGAGUAGGUAACCUUAUCCUUGCCUCUGCACCUGAUUGUCCCAGUGCACUCUUUCUUCCUCUAUCUUUAGUAAAGAUUGUCUGAAAUUCUGCUAUCAUCCAAUUCACAACAAUUACCAUUCACCCCUUGCUUGCUGACGAUCAAUACACUUCCUUCAAGUAAAACCUCAAUUUUAAAAUCCUCACAUUUGUUUCCAAUUACACAUACAACCUCUCUCCUCUCUAGUUUUGUCAUCUCCUCCUCUAACUGGUGUAAAUGCUUUUCCUUUUGGCCUGUAAUCAAAAAUUCUCUCCCUAACUCUCUCAACCUUUUUACCCCCUUUUUUUCUUAGACCUUUUUCUCCUCAAAUCUGCUUCUUUAAACUCCACCUUUGUAACUAAGCAUUGUUUUUAUCCUUCCUGAAGUCGUUCUUAAAUUUUGAUUAAAUGUUUUUUGAAGUGCCUUUGGAGACAUUGCUUUAUUAAGUUCUUGUAUUCUAACUUGUAAGUAGUUAAUCUUUCAGUGAUCUGCAAUAACAUUUAACAUUCUCAUUCUUGUGUUCAAAUGACCUUGGUCUUCCAUCAUCUUUAUCCUUGUGAUUUCAGUGCCCUAUAGUCCUUAAGAGAUACCGGUGAUCAUCUGCUUACAGCUGAUAAUUACUUUGCUUCACUCUUUAGCCAUGCCCUCACUAUCUUGGUGCUAUGCUGUGGAAUUUCCUCCCUGCACCCGUCUACCUCUCUCCUUUAAACCUAUGAUUUCUAUUGAGCUAUUGGCCUUGUCCAAACAUUUCCUCAUGUGGAUUGCUGCAAAACAAUGACACAGCUAGUACAGCCAUUGCCUCACAGUAUCAAAGACUCAGGUUCAAUGCUGACCUCACAUUGGUAUGAAGUUUGCACAUUUCCUCAGGUACCCCAAAGAUGUGCAGGCUAGUAGAUUAGUUGACCACUGUAAAUUGUACCUAGCGUAGGAGUAAAUCUGAAGGGAGUCCAUGGGAAGAUAGGGAGAAUACAAAUCGGUAUUAAUGUAGGAUUAGUGUGAAUUUAAUUGGUGAUGGCAGGUGUAGACUUAGUGCAAUAGGCUGAGAUGGGCUGGAAAGCCUGUUUCCAUACUGUAACUUUAGUCUGAGUCACCUCUUGGGAAGUACAAACUUUGUAGUACUACAUUGAAGCCACUGUCUUCCAGCAACUUGCUGUUACAUCAGAUUUUUCACACCUGCAGUUUUUUUUCUGUCCAAUGAUAAUGCUCAGAACAUCUUGCCAUUAUUUGUGCAAUUAAAUGACUUAAAACUUGCAUUGUGGACAAACUAAUAUGGAGCUAUACAUGCCAUUAAUUACAUUUGGCAGAUGCUUGAAUUCAAUGUGAAUUAGAACUCAACCAGAUGAUGGCCCUAGUCUUUUCAUCAAUGAGCUGAUGAACUUUAUUUUAUAGGGAAGCAUUCACCUUUCACGAAUGAGUGCAGUGAAAAACUUCGACGUUAAAAAAAAACCUACUAUGUGGAAGGAGACAUGGUACCAGUGAAUCAAAGUAACAGCUUAAACUGGAAAACUUUGCUGUACAAACCUGAGGGAGAAAAACUCCUGGUUGUGAGUGUGCCCAUGAACCAAUUUUCUUGCUAUGAAAUGAAGAUCUUUCUAAUGCCUUGCAGCAGAAAAGAUGUUUGCAAAAUGACGUGAUGUUGUUGACAUGUCUUUUUUCCAAAGAACUAGAUUGAUUUUGAACAUGAAUAGGCAGGGGAUUGAGGAAUAUAGACCACAUUCAGGCAAAUGCAGAGUUUAAAUUUGGCAUCGUGGUCAAAACAGACAUUGUGGGCCAAGGGGCUUAGUCAUGUGUUGCACUGUUCCGCAUUCUACAUUAGAAACUUUCCACAGCUGUUGCAGAAUACUGAUGAAUAUUUGCUGUACAACACAAAAUUGAUGUCAGAGCUUGUGAUUAAAAGUUGAAAACUG
Mobula hypostoma (lesser devil ray) is the source of this 6233-nucleotide messenger RNA. Its product is annotated as UDP-glucuronosyltransferase 1A1-like. The transcript is spliced from 5 exons. Gene Ontology annotation, molecular function: UDP-glycosyltransferase activity. The coding region runs from base 121 to 1701 and encodes 526 amino acids. The record is from RefSeq and is a predicted model, not a curated record. NCBI's taxonomy places the organism in Eukaryota, Metazoa, Chordata, Chondrichthyes, Myliobatiformes, Myliobatidae.